AUGGGAAACAGCCCGUCUAAGAACUGCCAUUAUGCCAUUCAGAGUACGAACAAACAAUCGCAAAAUUCCGGGCAACAGCAGUUGCAAGUAAGCGAGGAAUCGUCUAAUGAACCUAAUGACCCCGAUGAUAGUAGGUUUCUACCUACUUCUAAUGUAAAGAAUAUUUCAAUUUCCAAGCCUAGGAAUAAUGUUUCUAUAGUUAAUGGUUUUACUAAAGGUAGUAAUAGUACUACCCAUGAACAGCUCCGUAGGAGUCCUUAUCAUGAUUGGAAGAUUGACAUGCACAUGGCAAAAGCGUUACAAAAUUCAUCUAGUGUGACUGACUCGUCAACAUCCACAUCCCUGUCGUCUAAUUCAAGCUCAGGUUCAACAACCAUCUCUAUUUCCUCUUCCAACAUUUCUCUGAAACAAACGAACAGUGCAAUGUCGUCAAAUUCCUUUUCGGAACCCAAAAGUCUUUUGACUUUGAGGAAUGGGGCUAUGCCCCUAAGAGACCCUUCUCCUUCCUCAAUGGUUACUGAUGUAGGUGCUGGUGGACUCCCGCCGAUUCAGGAAGGUGCAGAGCACUACAACGGUAAUGGAGGCAAUCAAUGCGCGACCUCUCCCGUUUCCCCACCCUUUAAGAGGAGUAUUUCGAACCCCCGUGAUGCGGAUGCACCUGUUCUCCGGAAGAACUCUCAUGACCCCUACAACACUGAAACGCUAAAUAUUGACGAUGCUAUAGAGCGCUUGUUACACAUCGGAGAGACAAGGACAUACCAUUCACGCGACCUUCCAUUUCGUUCAUGGGAGGUCCAGCUGAUAUGUGCGACAGCUAGGGAAAUUUUUAUGAGCCAGCCUUCUCUUUUAAGACUUCAGGCUCCUAUUAAGAUUGUAGGUGAUGUGCAUGGCCAAUUCACCGACCUAUUGCGUAUAUUAAAGUUAUCAGGUAUUCCCCAUGAAACGAAUUAUCUUUUUCUUGGUGACUAUGUGGAUCGUGGUAAACAAUCGUUAGAAACUAUUUUGUUAUUAUUAUGUUACAAGAUCAAAUAUCCAGACAGAUUCUUUAUGCUUCGUGGGAACCAUGAAUCCGCCAAUGUCACAAAGAUGUAUGGUUUUUAUGAUGAAUGCAAGCGGCGUAUGUCUAGCAAGACUUGGAAACAGUUCGUCGAUGUCUUCAAUACUCUUCCGUUUGCUGCUAUAGUGCAAGACAAAAUUUUCUGUGUUCAUGGCGGGUUCUCCCCCCAGUUGACAAGUAUGAAGCAGAUCGAGAAGAUUGCAAGACCAACUGAUAUCCCGGAGGAAGGAUUGCUGACAGACUUGUUAUGGUCAGAUCCAGAUCCUAAUAUUUCCGACUGGUCACUUAAUGACCGUGGUGUCUCUUACACGUUUGCCAAGCGUAACGUGAACGAGUUUUGCUCAAAUUUUAAAUUUGACUUAAUUGUAAGAGGACAUAUGGUUGUAGAAGAUGGGUACGAGUUUUUUGCUAAGAAGAAGUUUGUCACAGUGUUCAGUGCCCCCAAUUACUGUGGACAGUUCCAAAACUGGGGUGCUGUGAUGAGUGUUGCUACCGGAAUGAUGUGUAGUUUUGAAUUACUUAAACCGCAUAUUAUGAGAGGAUUAAAAGAAUAA
Molecule: messenger RNA, 1611 nt
Organism: Eremothecium sinecaudum
Lineage: Eukaryota; Fungi; Ascomycota; Saccharomycetes; Saccharomycetales; Saccharomycetaceae
Gene: PPQ1
Product: protein-serine/threonine phosphatase
Exons: 1
Coding region: 1-1611 (536 amino acids)
Cellular component (GO): cytoplasm; nucleus
Molecular function (GO): protein serine/threonine phosphatase activity
Source: RefSeq, a predicted model, not a curated record